This is a messenger RNA of Trichoderma virens Gv29-8, 486 nucleotides long. RefSeq lists its product as uncharacterized. The transcript is spliced from 7 exons. Bases 1 to 486 code for a protein of 161 amino acids. The record is from RefSeq and is a predicted model, not a curated record. NCBI's taxonomy places the organism in Eukaryota, Fungi, Ascomycota, Sordariomycetes, Hypocreales, Hypocreaceae.
AUGUUCUUUGAAAUUCAAAGAGCCGCCGUUCACUGUUUUCCCAUGAACGCAAAAUACGCCUCCCGCUCGGCUGUGGCUUUACACGCCUCUGCGCCAAAGGCAUCACCAUCAAUUCUCUACCUUGAACACCCCUUCUCUUGGACAAGACGACAAUCUCCUCUGUUCACUCUCACUGUCCCCCAAGACCGUCUGUUCUGGCGCCAUGCCGGAUCGGAACAACAAGGCUGCGCUACUUCCAAAACUGCAGAAAAUCGGAAUGCGGCCGCGAGCCCAACUCUGGCGGCCCAACUCUGGCGGCCAGCCCCCGCCAAAAUACAGAUGCGCUGGGUAGUCGACCAAUUAAUUGCCCGCUUAGAUGACAAAAAGUGGCAACUUUCAACGUUGCAGAGACGUAUCGCAAAAGUGGCCAUGAUACCGACAGGCCGUGAUAGCGUAGCACACUUGAAGCAGCAGGGUUUGGCCGUCACGGUACAGUCCUACGCUUAG